UUGGAAUCAAAACCUAAUUGAAAAAGGACCUAAAGAGUAAAUUCACCUUGUCACUAAUCUAAUAGGAGUAACAUAUGUUGACUAUCAUUUUUUUGUUGUUGAUUGUUGAGUGUUGACUCACAUUGGAGGAUCAUCAAUAUGAACAAAAAGCCUCUCACGUUUCUUGCCACAACCAUUUCGGCCAAGUUCAACGUUCCUCCUCGAUUCUACUGUUCUCCAACCUCGCCUCCCUCUUCUCCUUCGUCCAACAAGCUCUUUGUCGGAGGGCUGUCAUGGUCAGUUGACGAGAAGUCCCUCCAAGACGCUUUCUCUUCGUUCGGACAAGUCACUGAAGUGAGGAUCGUGUAUGAUAAAGACAGUGGAAGGUCUAGAGGCUUUGGAUUUGUCAUCUUUUCAGCUGAAGAUGAUGCCAAAUCUGCAAAGGAUUCAAUGAAUGGAAAGGCAUUGUUAGGUAGACCAUUGAGGAUUAGUUUUGCUCUCGAGAAGGCCCGUGGUGUACCUAUUGUAGUUCCCAGAUUUUCAAAUAUUGGAAAUUUAAACAAGCACUAGUUCAAUUUGGCUUAUGAAAUUUGUUAGUGACUCUAAAUCAUACUUGAAAUUUAUGUGAGUAAAGUGAAAGUGUAUUGAGCCUAGAAUUUGUAUUCUAACUUCUAAGUUAAGAGUAUUUUAAUAAUUUUACCCCAAA
This is a messenger RNA of Lotus japonicus, 685 nucleotides long. Its product is annotated as glycine-rich RNA-binding protein 4, mitochondrial-like. The record is from RefSeq and is a predicted model, not a curated record. NCBI's taxonomy places the organism in Eukaryota, Viridiplantae, Streptophyta, Magnoliopsida, Fabales, Fabaceae. Gene Ontology annotation, molecular function: RNA binding. The transcript is spliced from 4 exons. Bases 139 to 549 code for a protein of 136 amino acids.